AUGUCGCCCGCCGCCGCCGCCGCGCUGCUCGUGGCCGUCGCGCUGCUCGCGACCGCAGCCUCCGCCGCCCCGGAGCCCCGCGUGCUGGAGGAGGACGCCUACCUCUCUUGCCCGGAACUUAUCACAAAGUACGGGUACCCGGUGGAGCAACAUGAAGUAACCACGGAGGACGGAUACAUCCUCACAGUGUUCCGUAUUCCGUAUGGGAAGACAUCGACAACCAAGACAGCCAACCGUAAACCCGUCUACGUGCAGCAUGGCCUCCUCUCCAGCUCCGACGACUGGAUUCUCGCCAGGCCACAGAGGGCUUUGGUUACUAAUUAG
Molecule: messenger RNA, 324 nt
Organism: Gryllus bimaculatus (two-spotted cricket)
Lineage: Eukaryota; Metazoa; Arthropoda; Insecta; Orthoptera; Gryllidae
Source: the annotation of a GenBank genome assembly